AACAGCGUCCAAAAACGAAGCACAAUAGAAGGCCUAUGGAAACACGGAGCGUCACGCGCGUAAAACAGCGUUUUUAAUUUUGCUGUGGUUAAUUAGUGUUCUUUUUACGUUUUUUUAUUCUAUUGAGCAGGAGUGCAAUGUUGUGUUGUCCCGUGUUAACAUUUGCUUCUAUCAUUUAAUAUUGAUGCAAGAUUGUUCGUCGUCGCCAGUGCAAAUUCCGCUACAUCCGCUACUUCAGAAAGUACGCCGAAAGAUGCCGAGCAAAACGCGAUCUCGCGAAAGAACCUCCAAAGUGAAGAACACUAAACCAAAUAAGGGCGCAAAAAGAACGAUGAAAAAACUGAAACAUAAAAACACCGUACCACCACCAAGCGGCCUGAAAGCAAAAGAAUACAAAGUGAACACUUCCAGCUAUUCGGAGCAUUUGUCAGAAAAGGAAAAUGUUGUUUCCGUGAAUGUGCGACAAGCAUCCACCGAUGAAAACAGCAAUAAUGUUCCACGACCGCGCGGUCAAUAUCUUUUGAAGCAGCUUUCCAGUUCGUUGAGCCCCAAAAUGACUGAAAUCAGUACGGAUGCGGACCGUCGCGUUAGCCGAUAUGGUCGGCAUCAAAAACAGAAGGACAAUUCAGACUACGUUCCGGUAGAUCUGAUGAGAUAUGUUGCCAUUUCCCCGCUUAAAAGCAAACAGAAAGCAGAGGCCGCUGAGCAAGAGAAUCCAGAGUUUCCUAAAUUAGAGCAACCGUUACCGCGGACGCCGCCGGCAGAUGAAGAUGUUUCUGGGCGGUCUGAGACACCACACGAGGAUAAAAAGAUACUCAACAUGGACGAAAUCAAGAUUGUUAGCGCGGAUGAAAGCAAUACAGAUACAAGCACGAGCACUCAUAACUUUCUACACGAUUUGGUCGUGCGCAAACGGUCGUCGGACGUUGACAGUGCCAAGGGAUCUUCCAUUGAUCUUGGUAAUGGGUACCGUGCGGGCACUAUCUACUGGGGCGCACAGUCAAAGAAGGUCAUACACUGGCCCUGCCUUGUUCGGGUUGAUCCAGAAAGUGAACGAAUAACGCGUAUCCAUGGAGAUAAGAUGAUGGAAAUUCACGUAAGCUUUUUCGCCGAUAAAGGUCGCCGUGGUUGGAUAAAGGAAACGUGCAUGGUGCCGUUUGAGGGCGUGGAAAACUAUUGCACGGAGGCACGAAAUCUGCACUACGGAAAGUACGUCAAGCAAGCGCUACGGACAAACCUGCUCAAACGGUGGAAAGUUGCAUGUGAUUUAGCAGAAAAAUACUUCGCAAUGCCUAUCGACGACCGUAUCGCAAAGUAUGACGAAGAAGUAAAGGCAGAGUUGAUCACAUUGAAAAUAGAGCGACAUCGCAGCGCGAUUCGCGCGGGUAAAAUCACUCAGCAGGCUUUGUCACAUCAUGUGCCAGAAACAGUGCCAUUCAACCAUCGGACUGUAUCCGAUAGUCAGACGGCAUCAUACAAGAGGGAACGUUCAUCUUCACCCGAAAGUCCUGCAUACGAAGCUCUGCCAGGCCUUGGCUCAUCCAAAAAUCCCAUGAAAAGAGUGAAAUGCUCCACGCCUUCAAAAACAACCAGCAGUCAAUACGACAGCAGGUUCGAUCGUUUCUUGCAAUCAUUGGACAGUGAGGAAAUGAAUACUGGUGAACUGAACGCAGGACUGAUGGAAACGGCAUCGCCAACGUCCGAAAUGAACCACGAAUAUGACGAUAUCUUGCAAUUUAUCCGUUACUACAUGUUCGACGGACGCACGAAUCACGAGAUCGAAGAGAGCCUGCAAUUUCAUGUUCGACGAAUAUGCUGCCUCAAGAAUGUCUCCUCCAACCGUGGCUCAGAUCGCACUGCCAGCCGGCAACGAGCACUAGCGCUGCGUAACACUUUUGAAAAGAUGGGUCUCAAACCGUUGGCGAGCGAUAGCAAGGCGGAGAUGGCGAACAAUCCCAAACCACGACAUCUGUCGCAAAGCAUUAAAAAGGAACCGCAAUCGUUGGAGGAUAAGUUCAUUUUUCAGCUGGAUAAAAAUGUCCUCACCAAAGGCAUUCCAAAGGGAUUUGUGUGCUAUGUGUGCAAUCGACCCAACAACGUUACCAAAUGUAGCAAGUGCCUUCAGCAUGUGCAUUUAUUAUGCUUGACCGACGAUGCUGCGCAGGUGGCAAAACUGCAGGAAGAAAUCGAGGAGAAGCGUUUCUCGUGUGCCAUAUGCUCGACGACCGUAAUGAACGAGAAAAAAUGUUUCAUAUGCAACGAUGGGAGCGAAGAAACGAUCGCAGAAGAAAAGUUCCGUUGCACGGAGAGCAAGUGUACGCGCGAGUAUCAUCUUUCCUGCCUGCGGCUGUUUCCGCAGUAUCGCGUCAUUAGUACAAACACCAUCGUCUGCCCGUACCACGUUUGUCACACCUGCGUAUCAAAUGAUCCGCGCAACACGGCGUCCUUAGGGAAAGCGGCUUUGACGAGCUGUAUGAAGUGUCCGGCAUCGUAUCACCCGGAUGCUAGAUGCAUACCGGCCGGAUCGGAAAUACUUACCUCCAAGCAGCUGGUCUGUCCUAAGCACAGUGUCGAACAGAUAGCAUUAAAUGUCAAUUGGUGUUUCAUCUGCGGCAAGGGAGGCGAGUUAAUUUGUUGCGAAGCGUGCCCGUUUGCGUGCCACCUGGAUUGUCUUCCAUUCAGUCCGCCGGUCGGGAAGUAUUUCUGUGAACAGUGCGAAUCGGGCAGAAUGCCGCUGUACAACGAGAUAGUCAUCGCGAAAAUGGGCAUUUAUCGUUGGUGGCCAGCGUUGACGGUGCCACCUUCCGAAAUACCGGAUCGAGUGCUGCAAAAGCCACACAAACCAUCGGAUAUAUGUGUAAAAUUUUUCAACACCUACGAUAUGUGCUGGCUGAACCGAAAGCGAAUGUACCUGUAUCAACAUGAAGAUUCGGAAAAUUUGGGCGAAGGAAAGUCUGGAUCUUCAAUGGAUAAGAAAUAUCGUUUGGCUAUGAUCGAGGCCAGCAAAAUUUUCCAAAUACUGGAAUCCACCAAACAGCCUCGUCCGUACGGAAGCUUAAGCAACUCCAAGGCCGCUCCGAUCUAUACAAAGAUAAAAUCCAAUCGGUAUGUUGCUCCUCUAAAGCAACCGUCGACGAAUCGCCGCCAGUUGGAUGGAAUCGAAGAUUCGGUGUGCCGUUGCCAACCGGGCGAUGAAGAUCCUUGCGGUCCUACGUCAGCGUGCCUGAAUCGUGCAAUCUUUAUGGAGUGUAGUGCAAAAACCUGCCCGGCGAAAGAUCGCUGCUCAAAUCAACGAUUCACCAAGCGGAUGUAUCCCGCACUGGAAGUGCGCAACUUUGCGGACAAAGGUUUUGGUUUGGUGACACUGGAAGACCUGCAAAGUGGACAGUUUGUUAUUGAAUAUGUUGGCGAAGUGAUCAAUUCGGAGGAGUUUGAUCGACGAGUGAAAACGAUGCAGACAGCGAAAGAGGAGAACUAUUACUUCCUUACGGUCGAACCUGAUCUGACCAUCGAUGCCGGAUCGAAAGGAAAUAUGUCGCGUUUCAUCAAUCACUCCUGCGAACCGAAUUGCGAAACGCAAAAAUGGACGAUUGGCGAAACGCGCGUCAUAGGCCUGUUCGCUAUUACUGAUAUAAAAGCGGGUAAAGAACUGACCUUCAAUUACAACUUGGAGAGCUUGGGAAAUAGCAAGCGUGCAUGCUUGUGCGGUGCACAAAAAUGUUCCGGUUUCAUCGGAGAAAAGUAUCGUCCAACAAAGAAGGACGACGCUGCAUUCGUUAGAAACCCCGGAGAACUUGUUAAAGGUCGAAAGAAAAUCGCAAAGAUUCGCAAAACGAAAAAGGGUACUAUUUCCAACACGAGCACAGAAGAAUAUCGGACAAAAACAAAUGCAGAUAUCCAACCUGCAGAAAACAACGAUGUUAUGCUAAUACCUGCGCCAUCCUCCACAAUAGUAGAUCUAGUUGAUGGGAGCGUUCCUGCACCACCGACCACCAAACCAAAUGCAACAGUCGUUAUCAAGUCGGAAAAGGUGGACGAUAUGUUUUGAACCGGGUUUACCUUAAAUUACGCAUAUGCAUUUUAUUUAGUGACAAAUCCACAACCACACCGCCUGAAAAGAGUAUCCAAGACUGCAAUUCUAAGUCGAAGCGUCAAAGCGAAUUCAGGAUAUAUGUUGUAAUUUAUACAUGCUGUCUGUGUUAAUAUUGUUUUUUUUUUAUUUGUUUUCACUUUUUACGAUAUUCGUGCGAAGAACAUCGUCAUACCUCAAUAAAAGCUGUCCGUACUGUGGACAGCAACUGCAGUUUUUGUGAGUGUAAAAAACAUUAAAUUAGAAAAAGCGAAUGCGCUGUAGCGUCGAAGGUAACAUGGUCGAACGGAACCCGAAUGAAAUCGUAGACGAAUGAACGAGCAAUUUUUUACUCUUUUUAUCUGUUUGCAAGUGUUAACAUUAUUCUAUUUAUGUUUGUUGCCAAUCUGGUGUCAUCACAUGGUUUGACUGUUGAAUAAAGAGAACUGGUUUGCGAGCAAAUGAAA
This is a messenger RNA of Anopheles stephensi (Asian malaria mosquito), 4536 nucleotides long. RefSeq names its product probable histone-lysine N-methyltransferase Mes-4 (gene NSD). Gene Ontology annotation, molecular function: protein binding; histone H3K36 methyltransferase activity. Bases 185 to 4048 code for a protein of 1287 amino acids. Gene Ontology annotation, cellular component: chromatin; nucleus. The transcript has 4 exons. The record is from RefSeq and is a predicted model, not a curated record. NCBI's taxonomy places the organism in Eukaryota, Metazoa, Arthropoda, Insecta, Diptera, Culicidae. Gene Ontology annotation, biological process: regulation of DNA-templated transcription.